CAUUCACGGCUGUGGCUGUCAAUCACCGGGUUCAGGCCGGUGAUUACCUGCCCAUGCCCGGUGAUUACUGAGCAUCUCCCACGGAAAGGAGGACUGCUUUGUUUACUAACAAUCAUCCUCCCUGUCGGCUCGGGCACACUGCUCUGGAUGACUAGCAGUGUGCUUUUCAGUGAAGCACCAACACACCGCCCCCCAGUAAAACACUCCCAACACACAAUUAACCCUUUGAUCACUCCUCAUGUUAACCCCUUCCUGCUCAGUGCCAUUAGUACAGUGUCAGUGCUUUUUUAGCAAUGAUCACUGUAUUGGUGUCACUGGGGAUGUCAGGGACACCAAGUCAUUCCCCCCAGUGUCAGAAUACCCAAUGCAGUCCCGCUAUAAGUCGCUG
This is a messenger RNA of Staurois parvus, 388 nucleotides long. NCBI's taxonomy places the organism in Eukaryota, Metazoa, Chordata, Amphibia, Anura, Ranidae. The record is from the annotation of a GenBank genome assembly.